UUUACGAAAUCGUAGGAAAAACUACAAGUAUAUCACGUUACGUACAUCUAACCAUAAGUGUUAUCAAAUUUCUUAUCAAUCGAUAGUUUUCAUUCAUCCGGAGUUCAUAUUAUAAAACAUCCGAGACGUACAGCACGUUAUCGAGUUCCGUCUGUCGUGAAGUGACUACUGAGCACUGACUAGGAAAAUAAAUAGUAAUUUUGUCUAUCGUAUUACCGUCAGUCGUCACUGUCGCUGUCCGUUGCUUCCCUCGCAUGUCCACGCGAUAGUCGUUUAAACCAACCGUUCUGUUUGUGUUAAUUUAGUUAAAUUUUGAUUUUUAAUUUAAACAUAAAAGUUUGAACAUAGUUAUUUUAAGAGGAAAUGGUUUUUUAAUUGUUUGUUUCGUUAUUAUUUUGUUUUAUAAUCCGCUCCUGAUUGAUUUUUUAUAUUUUAUAAAUAUUCCACGUAUUACUAUUUAGUAAUAUACAUUAUAAAUAUAGCUUUAUAUACGUUAUUAAGCGUUUAAUGAAGUAAUGGCCGUUUGCAGUUCAGUAGUGAAGACUGUUGUACCCGAUUACAGUAAUGGUGACUGCGUCAAAUUGUGCAGUGAACACUAUUGGCCACCUAAAGAUGAAAACAAUCAAGUUUAUAGACAUUUACCGCCAACUACAGAUACUGUGCUGACAAAACCGUUUCCAAUUAGAGGUGAACGUCUUAACUAUGUUAACACACCGCACGUUAUUGCCAUGGUUGGACUGCCGGCGCGAGGGAAAACUUACAUUUCGAAAAAACUUUCCCGGUACCUUAACUGGAUCGGUAUCAACACCAAAGUUUUCAAUCUCGGAGAAUACCGGCGUCAUGCCACCACGGCCUAUAAGUGCCACGAGUUCUUCCGUCCCGACAACGUUGAAGCGAUGGCUAUUCGAACCCAAUGUGCCAUGGACGCACUCGACGACGUCUGCACUUGGCUGGAUAACGGCGGUGAAGUCGCUGUGUUUGACGCAACCAACUCGACUAUCGAGCGCCGGCAAUUGAUAUUAGAUAUCGUUGUAAAAAAACGAGGAUUCAAGUUGUUUUUCGUUGAAUCAGUAUGUGAUGAUCCAAAAAUAGUCGAACAGAACAUAAUGGAAGUGAAAGUCAACAGCCCGGACUAUCAGAGUAUGGGUGCUGACGCGGCACUCAGGGACUUUUUGCAGCGGAUAGAGCACUACCAGGAACGGUACGAACCACUGGACGAAGUGGCCGAGGCUGAAUUGAGCUUCAUGAAGAUAUUUAACACUGGUGAAAAAGUGUUGGUGCGCAAGCACGAGGGUCAUAUACAGGCACGCAUUGUCUACUACCUGAUGAAUAUUCAUAUCAUUCCGAGAACCAUUUAUCUUACUAGACACGGCGAGAGCGAAUGGAACAAGGAAGGCAAAAUAGGUGGAGAUUCCCAAUUGUCGCCUAACGGUGUCAAGUAUGCCAUCGCAUUAGCCAACUACAUAAACGAACAGAAUAUCAAAAACCUUCGGGUAUGGACGUCAUGGCACUAUAGGACCAUUCAGACCGCGAGCGGCGUUCAGGCUCCGCAAGAACGGUGGAAGUCGCUGAACGAAAUCGAUGCCGGUGUGUGUGAUGGUAAAACGUACGCGAUGAUCAAACGUGAAUAUCCCGAUCAGUUCGCAGCCCGAGAUAAGGACAAGUUUGCGUACCGUUACCCGAGAGGUGAAUCGUAUGAAGACCUAGUUGCCCGGUUGGAACCGGUGAUUAUGGAACUGGAGAGACAGGGAAAUGUUCUAGUGGUCAGCCAUCAGGCUGUGUUCCGAUGUUUGCUGGCAUACUUUUUGGACAAAAACUCAGAAGAGUUACCGUACUUAGAAGUGCCUUUGCAUUCGUUGAUAAAACUCACGCCCGUGGCGUAUGGUUGUAAAAUGGAGCAAAUCAACUUUCCUAUCGAGGCUGUCAACACGCAUCGUCCCAAGCCUCAGGAUAUGCCUACUGUCUCCGAUAGUACGGACACCAAAUCUACUAAUACGGAACCGGGAUAUCUGGAGGAUCGAUUCAAGGAUGAUGCAAAUGUUAGCGUCGAAAGUGGCGACAAUAUGAACAGCAAAAAAGCAAACAAUGGGGACGCUACACUGCCCACUUAACUGACGAUCCACCGUCAUACGGCCACGAUCACAACUAUAUUACUAUACUAUUACUAUACCGGGGAUACCGCACCACCUUCUCUGUAUGUGCGCACGCCGUUAGAAACGACUGCGUUUCUGCAGUGAAGGUCGUGAUGAAGAAGGCAUCGUCCACGCAUUAAAAAUAAAUAUAAAUUACUCAUUAUUAUUAUUUAUAUUGUUUCCGUAAAGGGGGAAGGGGAAGAAUGGUUUCGAUUUUUUUUUAUGUAUAAUUUAAUAUUUAAGAAAUAUAUGUGUCUUGUGUGUUUGUGUGUGUAUGUGUGUGUAUGUAUGUGUGUGUGUGUGUGUGGAUGUGUGGGUGAUAUCAAUAUGUAAUAUAACACACUGCAGAGACAAACUAUCCGAAUUUGACUAAUAUAAUAUACCCUUGUAUAUAUAUUAUUUUAAUAAUAUAUGUAUAUUUACAAUUUUUUUUUAAACAUUUUAUGAUUUUUAAAAUGCUAUUUAAGUUUUAGACGAUAUUGUAAAUACAGUUUAAUUUAUUACAAUCAUAUUUACCUACAUUACAUAAUAAUAUAAGUAUCAUAUGCAUACGUCAUAAACCACACAUUACCAUAAUAUUUAUCGGUAAAGAUACUUUAAAAAUUUACUUAAUUGUUU
Messenger RNA from Aphis gossypii (cotton aphid), 2750 nucleotides. It is a transcript of the gene Pfrx, whose product is annotated as 6-phosphofructo-2-kinase/fructose-2,6-bisphosphatase. The transcript has 10 exons. The record is from RefSeq and is a predicted model, not a curated record. Gene Ontology annotation, cellular component: cytosol. Bases 516 to 2111 code for a protein of 531 amino acids. Gene Ontology annotation, biological process: fructose 2,6-bisphosphate metabolic process; fructose metabolic process. Gene Ontology annotation, molecular function: ATP binding; fructose-2,6-bisphosphate 2-phosphatase activity; 6-phosphofructo-2-kinase activity. Lineage: Eukaryota; Metazoa; Arthropoda; Insecta; Hemiptera; Aphididae.